AUGCACCGAAAGACAUGGGUCAAGCGGCCCGGGGCAUCAGCGACACUGGUGCAGAUACGGGAGGAUGACUUGGUUGAUGACGUGCGGGACAUGAUUCUCAGGAAAUAUGCCAACUCCCUAGGCCGCACGUUCGACGCCCCUGACUUGACCCUCCGCAUCGUACCCCGAGACUCCUCGAGAGAUAAAGAGAGACUGCUAGGACCUGAGGAGGAGAUCUGCCGGACGCUGGACCACUACUUCGCCGGCGGCCAACAGGUUGACGAGGCCCUUCUCAUUGACAUUCCCCAGCGACGAACCCCCAAACCGUCGCCUCGUGCUGGUCCCGGCCCUCAGUACCUGUACCACUUCGACGAGCCCUCGCGGCCUGUGGAGAACGGGACGGACUACUUUGGCACCGCAGCAAUGGCGCACUCUCCUGCAGCGCUCGCCACAAUCCCACACGACUCUCGCGCCUCCCACACAACACAGAACCCAGCGCCACACGAUCGUUCUAUCGCCGUUUUGAACACCGGCACCAUCCCUCCUCUCCCCUCUCCCGGCGGCCGCACACGCACCCAUUACGUCGCCCGGCCCAGAAGCACCCGCACCCACACCUCGAGCCCCACCACCAUCGUAAACCCCGGCUUCUCCACGCGUCCUCCCCGCCAGCGCCGCGACUCGACAGCAUCAGACUCCCGUCCCGGCAAUCCCGCAACCACCAUACCAGCACCGCCACCGCUCCCCACACCCCCUGCGUCCGAAGCGCCGCCCACAAACCGACAAGCCUCGACCCCCCCGACCCCGAACCGCGUAUCCUCCCCUGCGCCCAAAGCAACCGGCGCCCGGAAACGUCGGCCCAAGCCCUCGCCGCUAGAAGCAGCCGCGGCGCCCUCCCCGCUCCAAUCAAUGGGCCUCCUCGACAACUCGGUCCCGCCCAUCAACGUGCUGAUCGUGGAAGACAACAUCAUCAAUCUCAAGCUCCUCGAGGCCUUCAUGAAGCGGCUCAAGGUGCGCUGGGCGACAGCCAUGAACGGACGGGCUGCAGUCGACAAGUGGCGAGGAGGGGGGUUCCAUCUCGUGCUCAUGGAUAUCCAGCUCCCCAUCAUGAGCGGGCUGGAGGCGACCAAGGAGAUCAGGCGGCUCGAGAGGGUCAAUGGCAUUGGUGUGUUUUCGCUGAAUGGGCCGGCGAGUUCGGGCACGCCGGGGGUGGAUGGACAUGGCCAUGCUGGGGGCGGGGGUGCGGCGGAUGGAGCCGCGGAUGGGGAGAGUGGCGGGCAUGUCGUGGGUGAGGAGGAUAGGCUGGAGGCGGCGAAGCUGUUCAAGAGCCCGGUCAUCAUUGUCGCGCUUACGGCGAGUAGUUUGCAGAGUGAUCGGCACGAGGCGCUGGCGGCGGGGUGUAACGAUUUCUUGACGAAGCCCGUCAACUUCGUCUGGCUAGAGCGCAAAGUCAAAGAGUGGGGCUGCAUGCAAGCCCUCAUCGACUUCGACGGCUGGCGGAAGUGGAAGCACUACAGCGAGGACCAGGCUACGCCCAAAGCCGGCGACAAGGCUCAGAAGAACGCAGCCACAAAGCCUGCCGUGGACGGUAGCACCAACCCGAGUAACCCUGCCAGCGCGGGCGCGGGCGCGGGCGCUAAGAAGAAAAAGCCGGAAACUGAGAGGGAGACGGGGAGGGGAAGGAAAGAGGAGGGCGUGGCAGGAACGCGGGGGGCCGGGUGUGAUGGCAGUGCUGAGGCGGGGGAGAGGGAUGGAUCUGAAGUGCGAGAGAAUGGGGAGGCGGAGGCUGAAACGAAAACUGAGGAUCACGCCCAGCGAUAG
Molecule: messenger RNA, 1797 nt
Organism: Coniosporium apollinis CBS 100218
Lineage: Eukaryota; Fungi; Ascomycota; Dothideomycetes
Exons: 2
Coding region: 1-1797 (598 amino acids)
Biological process (GO): osmosensory signaling via phosphorelay pathway
Cellular component (GO): Mcs4 RR-MAPKKK complex
Molecular function (GO): phosphorelay response regulator activity; protein kinase activator activity
Source: RefSeq, a predicted model, not a curated record